AUGAGAUAUAAUAAGCAAGAAUUAGCUGCGAUAGCAUCUCAGACGUCUCAAACUUUCGAUCGUGAGGGUGUGCUUAUAAUGAAGGAAAAACAAGACGGCUUCUUUCGUCGCACUGAAGCUUACUCAAUACGGUGGUUCCGGCUAAGAGGAAAUCUUCUGUUUUAUUUAAAAGGAUCAGAACCGUGGUAUGAACCAGUGGGUGUCAUUGUUUUGGGUAGACAUGAAGUUAAGCUGCAGGCCUGUGAUGAGAAUGGACACUGGCCAUUCCAAUUAGUUUGGGACAAUGCAGUAUGUUAUAGAUUAGCAACUUUUCAAGAGUCUGAACGCACAAUUUGGAUUAAAUCACUACAAAUGGCCCCGUAUGAGGUUAUUCACUCACAAAUCGAAACACUUAAAGAGAAAUUAUCUAGAGUUAGACCAAUUAUUGAUGUUUCAAGUUAUCGGUCUCAAAAAGGCAUUGUAUUGGAUAUGAAUGAAGUGCCACUAUGUGAGUUGGCUUUGUCAUGUGAUAAUUUACUGUGUGAUGCCCAUGGACGACCACCGUCACCGUUGCUUGUUGUGUAUGUUCGUUUCUCUAAAGACCUAUGUGUAAAAUAUGGAUCAACGGAAGUUAUUGAAACGUGUAGCAACCCUUGUUUUUCGAAAACCGUGUUAUUUCGAGCAAGUGACGGCAUGAGCGGCAAGGCGGUUGUCCGUUUAGUAGUAUAUGAUGUCAAGGAGUUAGUAUCAGAGGUAGCUGUUCCCAUGGGGUACACAACUCUGCAGUUGAGCACAAUACAGGAAACACAAAGACUUCGAGUAGCUUUAAAAACACAUGAUAAUAAGACGGUUGGUUUUGUUACAAUGAAUGGUUGGAGCCUUGAGCCAUCGUGUACUGGAAAUAGUCCAUGUCACACUAACGAUAGAAAUUGCCUAGAUAUACCCCAAAAAAUUCAGUGCCAUAGAAGAUCCCAAUCGUUGCCACCUAGGUUAGGUCUUAAAUUGAAGUUUCCAGCAUAUGGAAGUAUGAUUAAGCAAAACUUUGUGAAUAGCCAUCAAGUUACUUACAAAUUUCAUUCCGGCUUGGGAGGUGAUAUUAAUGUGCAUGAAAUAAUGGCGGAACCGAAACUCUGUUAUCAGCUGCCUAUAGAACUGCUGGAUAUUUAUAUACAAAGAGAAAAGGAGCUUUUAGGCGAAAUGUUAUCUGUUGGCGACAUCUGUGGCAAUUGGCAAAACAAACAAUUGGAUCUAACUAGUAUACACGUGUCGUUGCUGAAGCAUUAUUGUCAUUCGAAGAGAUGCUUACAGCAAGCUGAGCAUGCUUAUUUUAAGGCGAGUUGUAAAAAAGAUGACUCAAGUUUGGAGUUUGCACCGGUAAACCUCCAUUUACAAAGAAUGUGGAUACAUAACGAUACUCUAAACAAGACUGGUUUUCACGAUAUAAUUACUGCUGGAGCGUUUGCGGCGCACACACAUAAGUCUGAGAGGACUGGCGGUCUUAUUAGGUUAGUUCAACAAGUGAAGGAUAUAAAUAGUUCGAAAGCGGCGUUGAACUCCGCCGCGGCUAACAAAAUACAAUCUGAGUAUGACAAUGUAAUGGCGCUAAGAAAUCUCAAAGACGAAAUCUUCAAGGAUAUGGACCGAAUCAUUGUUCUAAUACAGGCGAACCAAAAUAUUGAGGCGCGACAUACUACCGAAGUGAUAAAAACGAAAACAAAAGGGAUGAUGACAUUGUGGGAACCUGGUGUGAUUGAGGAAUCGCUAGCCAUCAUCGGUUGGCCCAAACAUAAUUGUAACGAAGAUAAUGAAAAUCGGACGAUCUCAACAAUAAUGCAACUGACCGAGCAGUUGAGCAUGUUCGAUGUUGGCUCAGAUUGUGAUACACUCGCAUCAUCGAGUUCUAGUUCCAAAGAAACAACGCCCACUGUUGAUGCUCCAUCUCUAUCAGCCAGCGUACCAAACAUGUGCCACAACCGUUGCUCCAAAACCCAAGAGUCGAUACGGAACAUCCUCGAGUCGACCGAUCUUCAGUUCCACAACAAUUACUUCAAUAGCGAAGAACGGCAGCAACUCAAUCAUUCGUUCCGAUCGGUUCGCUCGCCGUUCAAAACUAAAUUGAACGAUUUGCCGAAUUCAUCGUUCGAUUCGAAUAGACCGAGGCAUGGUAGCUUGAGGCAUGACUUCAAGAAUGCGUCGUCAUUGGAACAGGUGUCGUACAGGUGUCUUAUGGAGAGCUUAUGUGGAAGUGAUAGGAGGAAGUCAUCAAACGGGAAACGAGAGUCAACUCUUCCGAGUAUUGGACAAGUCGACUCCGCGACGAGGAAAACUAACUUGACAUAUUUGGAGGAUUUUGGUGUCAAUUUCGAAGCCAGCUUGGCAACUGUCAUCGAAGCUGUUGUUAAGAUUAUUGAUUCUAAUAAAGAGCCGUCAGAGCAAGAUUUAGAUACGCUGAGAGCGCUAACGGAGAAUUUCAAAAUCAAGGCUGAAUCGUUAACACAUUGGGCGCGAAUCUCGCAUGCAGCCCUGCGGCUUAGGUGCGAGUCGCCCGCGUGGGCGAGGGACCACGCUGCGCUUCAGACGAGACGAGACACGUGCUUUUCUCAAGCGUUGGCCACAACAACUUCCGGCUUACUAUGUUGGUUCAAUUCUGUACCACACGACAUAGUCGUGAAGUUGCUGAGCUCCGACCUCGGGCCUCUGUGUGGCUUCGAGGGGCUUUUGAGUCUCUAUUCCACUGAAAAAGCCAUGUGGGGAGAUAUGGUUGUAGCUGUUGAGGAUUUGCAGACGGUACUAUUCACGUUGAACAAAGUGGGACAUAGUAACACAGCGCUGCCUCACGUAUCUGGUUCUAGAGGUAACUUGACUGUCAGUAUACCGGUGUCUGAUUCGCUCUACUCGAAGUUUACCAAAAAAGAGCAUUUGUGUUUCACAAUAACGGCGGUCUUGUUCAACAUCGGGAUAAACGAAAAGGCUACAUUAGCAGAAGCCCUCGGUGAGACGACACCGCAGUACCAUUCCAACAACGAUAAUCUAGACAGGUUGAAUAAGUACUACCACAAGUACACGAAAAUCUUCCCAGCUGACUAUUCUGGAGCGAAUAGAGCGUCGUCCAGGAUAAAACCCCUAGAGGAAGUUAUGGAGAAUUUGAAGAAAGCAGUGCAAAAGAAAGUGCCAAAAAACAUAGAAGUAUUACAUUUAGCCGCGUUAGCGACACGACAUAUGAAUGGUAUCCGUUUCACGUCGUGUAAAAGUGCCAAAGACAGAACCGGAAUGUCAGUGACCCUGGAGCAAUGUUCGAUCCUCUCAGCGGAAUACCAUUUAGCUGAGCACGAAAUGAAAAAAGCUUUAGACGUUAUGAGGAGCGAGGGCUGCCGCCGUGAGAACACAUAUAAAAACAUAGGUGUUAAGAAGUACGCGUUUACUAAGAAACAGGUGAAGGCGUUGCCAGAAGAAUAUAGACCGCCGACCGGUACCUAUGGCUCUUCACACACUUAG
Molecule: messenger RNA, 3474 nt
Organism: Leptosia nina
Lineage: Eukaryota; Metazoa; Arthropoda; Insecta; Lepidoptera; Pieridae
Source: the annotation of a GenBank genome assembly